UGUAAGCUCUAUACGGCACGAUGGCGUGCCUCAAGCAGCUGGGCUGGCGCUCGAGUAGAAAAAGAAGUCGCAGCGCAGCCUGAAACUACACCAUUACAACUUAACACAGUCUUUCUCUCCAUCCAGUCAUCUCAUCAAUCAAUCAUGACUCCAAUUGCCAUUGACCCAGCAAUCAAAGAUGUCGAAGAACCGCGAAAGGAUACUCUAGGAAUUCCUGAUGCUGCUCGUCAACGAUUGGAAAAGGCUGGAAUUGAUCUUUCCGCUGGAUACCCUUACCGUCCUCUGAAACCGCUUUACCUGGAUGACGUGUACAACAUCCGGAGCAAAGAUCGCGAAUACGUCGAUGCUGGAUCCAGAGCUGACCCGGAGAAGAAGGCUCUACUAUCAGCAGCAUCAGAAGUCAUUCAUCUUACCAACUACAUCGGUACCGAGAUCCGUGGCCUGCAGCUGAAAGACUUGACGGAUCAGCAAAAAGAUGAAUUGGCUUUGCUGAUUGCUGAACGUAGCGUAGUGUUCUUCCGGGAUCAGGACAUCACUCCACAGCAGCAGCGUGAGCUCGGCGAAUACUAUGGAGAAGUUGAGGUUCACCCUCAAGUGGCCCAGGUACCUGGCGUCGUUGGUGUCACCGUUAUUUGGCCUGACUUACAAGCCACUGAAAGGGCGGCGAAUUUCCGCAAUCCGGGUGGUGCUUCAAGAUGGCACACAGACCUAGUGCAUGAGCAUCAACCCGCAGGUAUAACCCACUUGCACAACGACACUGUGCCAACCGUUGGUGGAGAUACACUUUGGGCAUCUGGUUACGCAGCGUACGAAAAGCUCUCUCCGGCUUUUCGGAAACUCAUUGACGGCAAGACCGCCAUUUACCGAUCGGCUCAUCCAUAUCUAGCACGCAGCAAAGAACACGAAGGCCCUAAGUAUGUUGAGCGUGAGCACCCGCUUGUACGUGUGCACCCGGCAACCGGCUGGAAAGCUCUUUGGGUUAAUCGCGCGAUGACUGACCGUAUUGUCGGUUUUGACAAACCUGAGAGUGACGUGAUUCUGGGCUACUUGUGCGAUGUGUAUGAACGAAACGUGGACAUCCAGGUACGAUUCAAGUGGACACCACGGACGUCUGCUCUCUGGGAUAAUCGUAUCACGAUCCACAAUGCUAGUUGGGAUUAUGCAGGAAGCGAGCCUCGUCACGGAACAAGGGUAACAUCGCUUGCUGAGAAGCCUUUCUUCAAGGCGGAUGCACCGACGAGAAGAGAAGCUCUGGGCCUGCUCGGCGACGACGAGAAGAAGGAGUUGGCAUCGGCCUAAACCAGAAGCGCCUUAGCAAACAAUCUGAGCUACAACGCUGUCUCUAUAAGCAAAUAACAAUUCAGUGUUUUUAACAAC
Messenger RNA from Verruconis gallopava, 1377 nucleotides. RefSeq lists its product as uncharacterized. The transcript is spliced from 2 exons. Bases 145 to 1299 code for a protein of 384 amino acids. Gene Ontology annotation, molecular function: 2-oxoglutarate-dependent dioxygenase activity. The record is from RefSeq and is a predicted model, not a curated record. Gene Ontology annotation, cellular component: cytoplasm. Lineage: Eukaryota; Fungi; Ascomycota; Dothideomycetes; Venturiales; Sympoventuriaceae.